Linum tenue is the source of this 519-nucleotide messenger RNA. NCBI's taxonomy places the organism in Eukaryota, Viridiplantae, Streptophyta, Magnoliopsida, Malpighiales, Linaceae. The record is from the annotation of a GenBank genome assembly.
AUGGAAGGUCUGAUGAAAGUGAUACGAGGCCUCAAGCCACGGAUCGUGGUUGUGUUGGAAAUGGAGUCGAAUCACAAUUUGACCACGUUGUCGCCUCGAUUCGUCGAGGAGCUCUUCUCGUUCGCCUCGGUCCUUGAUUGUCUGGAGGGGAGGGCAGCAGGGGUCGGUGCAACAGGGUCGGUGCAGAGGAGAGGCAGUGACCGGGGAAGGGAAGGGAGACCUCACUGGGGCACUCGCCAGCAGGGGCUCGCCCAAAUCGGAGGGAAAUGGCGACGGGGAACGGCGCUGGGGAAGAUGGCGAUGGCGACGGGUCACAGGCGACGGGUCACAGGCGCUGGGGAAGACGACGAUGGAGACGGGGAACGGCUGGGGAAGACGGCGAUGGAGACGGGAACGGCGACGAGGAGGAAUGGCGGCGAUGGAGACGGGGAACGGCGACGAGGAGGAACGGCGGCGAUGGGAUUUGGAGUUCGGAAGCGGCGCUUCCUUGUCUCUACGAAGAAGAAGAUGGAAAAUUAA